CUGAUUGAGCUGCGUCACGGCUGUUGUCACACACCUGGAAACUGUUUGUAAACGAAGUUGCCACAACAUGCAAGUCUUAUUUAAGAAGACAAAAAGCGAGGGAAGCUGCAGCUGGGAUAGAUUGCUAGAUGGAGGACUCCCAGUUGGUUCUCACCAGCAGCAACAGUAUACUCCCGUCAACGUCGAAAUGACGCGUCUGCUCCCAGGCGACAAAGAAUAAAUCAUUGGAUCAAUGGAUUGAACGGAUACAGUUCUGCAGGAGGGUGAGGAGCGACGCCCUCCUUCAUUGUAAGCCAUUUCUCUUCAGCGGUUUUCCUCCGCCCGUCACUUCACCUUCAAGCUGGCCAGAGAAAUGUGCGAGCACCGCUCUUGUUCUCCGCCGCCUUCCUGCGUCUGACGUUUUCAGAGGAAAUUAAAAAAGAAAAAAACGAACAAAGAGCUCGCAGGGCUCGAGAGAAAGCGAGAACACUUCUUCACUUGUCUUGACUGCCGCUAAGCAUCAUGGGUAGGAAAAAGAUUCAGAUUCAGCGGAUCACCGAUGAAAGAAACAAGCAGGUGACAUUCACCAAACGUAAGUUCGGCCUGAUGAAGAAGGCGUACGAACUGAGCGUGCUGUGCGACUGUGAGAUCGCACUAAUCAUCUUCAACCACGCCAACAAGCUCUUCCAGUACGCUAGCACCGACAUGGACAAGGUGCUGCUCAAGUACACGGAGUACAACGAGCCUCACGAGAGCCGCACCAACGCCGACAUCAUAGAGACUUUGCGAAAGAAAGGCUUUAACGGUUGUGACAGUCCCGAGCCUGACGGCGAAGACUCCAUCGAUCAGAGUCCCUUGAAUGACGACAAGUUCCGCAAGACCACAGAGGACCUAGAUGUUCUCUUUAAGCGCUACGGACAGUCCACGGCUCCGCCACAGACCUUCACCAUGCCCAUCACAGUGCAGGCGUCCAAUCCUAGCCCGCUGCAGUUCAGCAACCCCGGUAACGCGUUGGUAACUACCUCCUACGUGACGGCGUCGUCUCUCGCCGACACCCACCUGCUGUCGCCACAGCAACCGGCUCCUCCGAGAAACACAGUGUCUCCCGGGUUGCCACAGCGACCGGCCAGUGCAGGCGCUCUUCUGGGAGGCGACAUAAAUAAUUCAAAUGGCGGAUGUCCAAGUCCAGUCCCUAACGGCUACACCAGCGCCAGGGCCUCGCCAGGGCUCCUCUCAGUCUCCAACGGCAACAGUCUGGGCAAGGCGGCCCCGGCCAAGUCGCCACCGCCGCCGGCCGCCAGCCCCCAGAUGGUUAGCAGCCGCAAGCCGGACCUCCGCGUCAUCACCUCUCAGGGCGGGAAGAGCCUCAUGCAGAUGACAGAGGAUGAGCUGGAGUUGGUAAACGAGAACGCCCAACGCUUGGCAGUUGGUGCUCAGGUGGCCCAGACCCUGACCACGCCUGUGGUGUCUGUGGCCACGCCUAGCUUACUGGCGCAGGGGCUGCCCUUCUCAGCCAUGCCGACGGCAUACAACACAGAGUACCAGCUGACGAGCGCCGACAUCACGGCGCUUCACGCCCUGGCGUCUCCCGGCGGCUUACUGCCCACCAGCGUGGCGACGUGGCAGCCGCAGCAGCAGCCCGUUGUCUCGCAGCAACCGCAGCAGCAAACGCAACAGCAGCAAAUCAAUCUGGCGUCGCUCAGCAACUUGGUCAUGUGGGGCGUGGACAAACAGAGCAGCGAGCUGUCUAGCCAGGUGUCCAGUCUGGCCGCCAAUCUGAGUCUGGGCUCUUCGUCCAACCUGCUCUUGGGUAGAGAUGAGUGGUUGGGCCGGCCUGUGGCGCACAUACCUCAAGGCGCCAUGUUGACGGUAAACACCAGCAGCGGCAUCAGCAUCAAGUCGGAGCCAGUGUCGCCUGGCCGGGACCGCAGCACCCCUUGCCCUCCGCCAGCGCCGCCGCCCCCGUCCUCGGGCGCCACCCUGGCGGCGCCGCCCCAAUAUCCUGGCUCGCUUCUGUGCCUGGAGCCCCCCACGGGACGCUCGCCCGCUGACAGUGUGAGCAGCAACGCCAGCUCUUUCGAAGGCAGUGACCGCGAAGAUACGGGCGGCGGCGGUGGCCCGAACAACACCACCACAACCACCAUGGUCACGGCCGCCGCGGGGAACGUCGGGCAGGGCCGCUCUGACUUCAGUUCCUCGCCGGAGCAAGAAGGGGGCAACAUCAAGAGGAUGAGAUUGGACGCCUGGGUCACCUAAGCUGCGGCCGCCAGCGCGAAGGGAGGUUCGGACGACACUUAAACACAUCACGUCACGUUGUACACGCCACACGUGAGGACGUUACAUACCGAUGCCUCACCGCGCGCUUUUACAAGAUUUUAGCCUCAGCACCGACACGUCUGCGCAUGUUCAUCCAGGAAAAAGUUGAACUGCUGUUGGUGCCUCAAGAUGUUUUAGCUUUAAUACAAAAGGCUUCUUCACUUCGAAAUCUCAGGUUGUAUCGAUCCCAUCAGAAUUGUGUUUAUUGGCCAAGUAUGUUAGGACCAUACUUGGGAUUUGUCUCUGGUAUUUAGAGCCAUGCUAGUAUUAUAAGAAACAAGCUACAUUUAGGACAAAGAGCCACUUAACCAUGUAAAAAAAAAAUGAAAGUAGUGCAAAAGCACCAAACAAUGACAUCUGAGCAAUUAAUGCAGAGAUGACCCACAAUAUAAAGUGACUUGAAGUGCUGUAACUAUGACAUAGUGACAAUAGUGCAACUGAUGUAGUUGCUUAGUUAUCACAUCAAUGGACUUUUUCAAUUGGGAAGCAGGCGUACAGUCCAGACAGCCGCUAUGAAUGAAUCCCACAAUGCAACAGUUGAGUUUUCCAGGUAUGGAAGCCUCUUGAAUUAACGGUGAAACAUUACCAACUGACAAGAGUCUAGUUGCAUCCAGCCAUUAGUUUUUCACCUCCACAUUCAGCGGACCUUACUACCUGCUUAGCACGGAUUUUGAACCUGUCCAUUUUUCAGCAAAUCCCUCCCACGCUGCAGUUCAUUUUUUGGUUUUCUGGAGCGCCUGGUGCCAACGCCGUCUUGUCCUCGGAAUGCCAAACGAAAGGCGACGCACACGAAACUGAGACUGUCGUCGCCACGCCGUGGUGUUCUCUCUCUGCCGGUACUGGUUCCGAAGGUCCGUCACUUUGUAGAAAAAGUCGCACUCUCCGCCGUGAAACUUUGAUGUCCUCUUAAGCGCACGAGCUAGCCGUCUCCAUCUUUUCUCCAAAGUGAACGGACGUUUUCUAUAUUUCUACCGCUUCCGUUGGCUUUUUGGCUUCAAGCGCGUGUAUGUACAUAUGAGUAUAUUUGCAUAGACUUUGCUAGCUAGCCCUAAAACAAAACACAAAAACCCACAAAAAAAAAAUCAAGUCGACUCAGUGGAUCUGUCCGCUAUUAUUAUUAUUAUUAUAAACAAGCGUGACGUUGAUAUGUUUGGGUAGCGUACCCCACUUAGCGCCUGCUCGGUCGUGUUGUUGUCAUUUUUGCUACACACCCAACACGCACGUUGGAAAAGCAACACAAACACACACACAAUCACUGCCCUCACGUUAGCCUAGCUUAUCAUAUCUAGACACAUUUAUCCCUUUUUCUACGGCAACCAGUAAAGUCGACAGAUUGUUUGAUGUCAUUUUUAAUAGGAAUUGGUUCCGUCGCCAUCAUUUCAGUGUGUGAAUGUGUGUGCACAAGUUCUUUAGUCGAAUUAGAUGAUGUCUACUCUGACCCCAAAUAAUCCCCCCUCCUUAAACACGCCUACUUGUGUGCGGUCACUUGACUGUUAAGCCCACGCGUGGACUGGCAGCGCUUAGUGUUGUAACACUUGAUAAUAUUAAAAACAAAAAAAGACACAAAAAAAAAACGCAGAGCUUUAAAAUGCUAAGCUCUGUUAAGACUGUUAUUGCAUUACCACAGAAUCCACUUUUAAAAGACUCCUAGUCAAAAAAAAUGGCAGGACGGAUAAGUUCCGUCACUCUUUUGUUUUGAUUGGACAAUCACAUUUUCAGAGAUAGGUUGCUCAAAUCUAUAUUGCCAAAUAGUUUACUUUUUUCUCUUAUGGAGUAAUUUUACCAAUUAAGGGUGGAAAACAUGCUUUUUGACAGAUAGCGGCGGUUCAGAGAAUGUUUCAAUACAUCUCAAUCACAUUUGGAGAUACAUGGUUUACAUUGCAACAGUUUUACAGUAAAUUUAAGUUUGUUUUUUUUUUAAACAUGAGAUACAUGCUUUUUAAUGGGGGGAAAAAUCAUUUUGUCAACAAAGCAAUAUAAAAUAUAUCAAAAUAUUAAGAUCAUUUUUCUCAAGUCUGGUUUACAAAUUGAGAAAAUCUCAAAUGACACUUAGACACUUUGACAUUUCAAAAUAUUAAUACAGUGGUCCCUCUACAUACAACGUAAAAUUUUACUUGCUAUUUGUUUCUACAUAUGAGAGCGACGCGUGGCGGAUUUUCUUGGAAAUCAACACAGGUUUCAAAAAGGUUGGUAUAGGUGGUGAAACAAGGAAAAAGGUGAUGCUUGCUUGAAUUGAAGUUGCAAAUGAUAGAAAAAUAUGAGCAUGGGAUGCGCAUCCGUGAGUAGGCUCAACAAUACAGCCGUAGAAUGUCUAUAUCUCCGCGGUCCUUCUCAGACCUCGUUCGCCAGUUAUUAUAAGUUAAGGUGAAAAUUAUUGUUGUGGUAACAUCACCAAAGAAAUCGCCUGCUUCGUCAGGUUAUUAUAAUUUAUUUCAGAACUUGUCCAACACAACAUGCCUACUGUCCGCCGCAGUAGACAGUGUUCUCAAAUACGGGUGUGCCAUCUUAAGCACCACGCGACUCAAUUCGAUUACGAUUCAGGGUGCUACGAUUCGAUUAUUGAGCGAUGAUCAGGAUUAUCGAUGCAUCGUACAUUACUAAUUAAUAAAGUAGCCAAACAAAUUUAUGUCCAUUAUUUUUUGAAAAUAUCCUAAUGAUUCAACAGGAACGACGGAAACAUGCCCAUACAACAAAAAGCUGCCCUUAAACUGCGUUUUUUUUUGUUUUUUUUUUCUUUUUACAAGAAAGUGCAAAAACAUUCAUUUUAAAGGCAGUACGUAUUUCUCAACAUGCCUACAAAAUAAGAUGCAAAAACAUUAGCCGUUUCAAACAGCAGUACUUAUUUCUCUCAACAAUGCAAUAAGUUGAACAUUGGUGGAAUGAGUUCCACUUUUUCUGGAAACAAAGAAAGUGUCUUUAGAAAUAAGACUUCUUUUAACCAAUAUAAUUUGUUUUCACAGAUUUCUGUACUAUUUCGCAUGUUUGUAGUGUUACCGCUGAACUUAAUCCUGGUUUUACACGUUCUGCAUCUGGAAUAACUUUUGUACACCACCAAACAACGAACAACUUGACAUGAGUUGACACAGUACAAGAGGGUUUGUGUACUCACCUAUGAUAGACGGACACGGGACUUAGCAAAACACUAGGGACUUUUUCCAAUUAACACGACUUGAACCUACUGCUGGACAACUGAAAAACAAGGGGCAACAAACUCUCUCUGUUCCCCCCCUCGCUCUAAAAAAAUAGCUUGUGCACAGAAGACCUGUCUGUCUCAUACACAAAUUUAUUAUCCUGUUUUUUGAAAAGGAGUAAAUCUCUCGCUUAUUAACUGGCAACAUCCAUCAUAACGUUGUGCGUGCGUGCGUUAAAGGUGGCCGGGCGGCAGACGUGUCUUGAAUUUCGUUCCGCUACGAGCGGCUGUCAUGACGUUAUUAGGGAAAAUCAUCAUUUUUGAACAUUUAUGAAUCAUAAUCGAAUCGUCACGUGUCUAAUCGCGAUGCAUCUAUUAAUCGAUUUUUUUUGGGCACCUUAUUGUCAACAAAAUAUUAAAAGUGAAAGUAAACUCUCAACCGCACUGCUCCCUCUCUGUCACGUCAGCAUGCAAAACACGUCAGCCACAAUAGAACCAGAUUAGCUACCAUUACAGGAAUCAUUUUUUUAUUAAUAAUUUGUUUUGCUAUCUGUAAUUGCCAUUUGUAAUAGUUCCAGCAGUAUUUAUUAAGGAUUUUGUGUAAGUUUCUGGGCUGUGGGAACAAAUUAAUGGAAUUAUAAUGUAUUCUUAUGGGGAAAUCCUGCUCGACAUACGACCAUUUCGACUUACAAACAAGGUCAUGGAACGAAUUAACUUCGUAUGCAGAGGUACCACUGUAAAAUAAUUGCAACUUAACUGAUUGGGUGUCAUUUGCCGUCACUGGCAGUGAAUGAGUUAAAGAUGUGAUGGCAAAAAUGAUGCUGUCCAUUGAACUGCAUGUAUGUUAUUUUUUUUCCCCCAAAAAAUAUAUUUAAAAAAUUGUGGCCCUUAAUAUUUAUUGGCCAAUUACAGAUUUAACCCGUUUUAUCCCAAUUUUUUCCAGACAUCCUAACCAGAUGUCAUUGGUAGCCUCUUUGUCAUCAAUAAUAAAGGUUUUUUUGGUCAUUAUUGGGACUAGUGGGUUCAAAGAGUUAAACAAUGGCCGGCUGCAAAGUGACACCAUCCCAACUGGUCGAUCCUGCCCUGUGUAAGUCAAAUGACAAUAUACACCACACUUGGACCCCUGUUACUUGUCAUGUACGAUGCUGUUAUUUUAUUUUUCAAAUCAAUUUCUUUGUGCUGGUUCAGUGCAGCUCCAAACAGUUAAAACGGAGCUUUUUGGUUUGUGUAGCUUGUAAUUCUGGACCCCUAUUUUUGUCACCGACAUUCAAACUGGUUUCCUUUUUGUUCAAAGCAACUUGCACGAUCGGACAAUGCGGUAUUAGCAAAUGCAAUAAAAGGAACGUACCAGUGAAAUGCUGCAGUUUUCAUCCAGAUAUAGAAUAUAUUUAUAAAGACAAAUUGGUGGAAUUUGAAAUGUGUUUAGACGCAUGGGACGCAGGUAAGCGAUAUGUCACACGCAGUCAGAAUGAUGUAGCAAAUAAAAUACUAAAGAUGAAAUUUAUAGCUAAUAUAUUGUGUUGAGCUAGUCUGCUAUGGGUUUUGAUGUAAAGAUGUUUUGCCGUUUUGUUUUUCUUGAACGAUAUACAGUUUGUGUAUAUUUUCAUAUACAAAAGUAUGCACUGAUGUUAUUGAAAUUCUAUACCGCUUUUACAGAAAGUGUUUGUUGUACCAAAGUAUCCAAGUCCCUUGAAACCUUCUCCUUUUUGCGUAUGUUUUACUGUAUUUUAUAUAUUAAAUGACAAACGGAGUGAAGUUCA
This is a messenger RNA of Corythoichthys intestinalis (scribbled pipefish), 7185 nucleotides long. RefSeq names its product myocyte-specific enhancer factor 2D homolog. The transcript has 15 exons. The coding region runs from base 502 to 2235 and encodes 577 amino acids. The record is from RefSeq and is a predicted model, not a curated record. Gene Ontology annotation, molecular function: RNA polymerase II cis-regulatory region sequence-specific DNA binding; protein dimerization activity; histone deacetylase binding. NCBI's taxonomy places the organism in Eukaryota, Metazoa, Chordata, Actinopteri, Syngnathiformes, Syngnathidae. Gene Ontology annotation, biological process: cell differentiation; heart development; positive regulation of transcription by RNA polymerase II.